Symbiodinium natans is the source of this 1707-nucleotide messenger RNA. NCBI's taxonomy places the organism in Eukaryota, Dinophyceae, Suessiales, Symbiodiniaceae. The record is from the annotation of a GenBank genome assembly.
AUGAUCAUCACGGGCGUCAUCGAUGGUCCCCUGUCAGGUGGCACGCCCAAGGCCAUGGAGUUGUACGUCGUCAAUGACAUUCCGGACUUGAGCGACUGGGGGUUGCAAGUGGCUUUCAAUGGCAAUCCACCCAGCACUAGCUUUACGUUCCCUUCCGAUUCCGCCACAGCAGGAGGCUUCAUCUACGUCUCUUUCGAGACCACGAACUUCAAUGCCUUCUUCGGGUUUGACCCCAACUACACCAGCGGUGUCCUCAAUGUCAACGGAAACGAUGCGCUCCUUCUGCAACGGCUUGGCAUCUCGGUCGGCUUCUUCGGGCAAGUGGGUCAAGAUGGGACAGGACAGCCUUGGGCAUACCUAGAUUCCUGGGGGUACCGAAAGGCCGUGGUCCCUAGUGGCUCGGGUUUUCAACUGGCCGACUGGACCUUUCCGGGCAUAAACGUGCUGGACGGUGAGACCAGCAAUGCUAAUUCAACGACGCCGUUCCCUCUCCAGACGUUUGCUUGUCCUGUCCAAACUACAUCCACGACAACCGUGGCAGGGGUCUGUGAUGAGUUCCCGGACAUGAUCAUCACGGGUGUCAUCGAUGGUCCCCUGUCAGGUGGCACGCCCAAGGCCAUGGAGUUGUACGUCGUCAAUGACAUUCCGGACUUGAGCGACUGGGGGUUGCAAGUGGCUUUCAAUGGCAAUCCACCCAGCACUAGCUUUACGUUCCCUUCCGAUUCCGCCACAGCAGGAGGCUUCAUCUACGUCUCUUUCGAGACCACGAACUUCAAUGCCUUCUUCGGGUUUGACCCCAACUACACCAGCGGUGUCCUCAAUGUCAACGGAAACGAUGCGCUCCUUCUGCAACGGCUUGGCAUCUCGGUCGACUUUUUCGGGCAAGUGGGUCAAGAUGGGACAGGACAGCCUUGGGCAUACCUAGAUUCCUGGGGGUACCGAAAGGCCGUGGUCCCUAGUGGCUCGGGUUUUCAACUGGCCGACUGGACCUUUCCUGGCAUAAACGUGCUGGACGGCGAGACCAGCAAUGCUAAUUCAACGACGCCGUUCCCUCUCCAGACGUUUGCUUGUCCUGCUCCAUCCACCACCGUCCAAACUACAUCCACGACAACCGUGGCAGGGGUCUGUGAUGAGUUCCCGGACAUGAUCAUCGCGGGCGUCAUCGAUGGUCCCCUGUCAGGGGGCACGCCCAAGGCCAUGGAGUUGUACGUCGUCAAUGACAUUCCGGACUUGAGCGACUGGGGGUUGCAAGUGGCUUUCAAUGGCAAUCCACCCAGCACUAGCUUUACGUUCCCUUCCGAUUCCGCCACAGCAGGAGGCUUCAUCUACGUCUCUUUCGAGACCACGAACUUCAAUGCCUUCUUCGGGUUUGACCCCAACUACACCAGCGGUGUCCUCAAUGUCAACGGAAACGAUGCGCUCCUUCUGCAACGGCUUGGCAUCUCGGUCGACUUUUUCGGGCAAGUGGGUCAAGAUGGGACAGGACAGCCUUGGGCAUACCUAGAUUCCUGGGGGUACCGAAAGGCCGUGGUCCCUAGUGGCUCGGGUUUUCAACUGGCCGACUGGACCUUUCCUGGCAUAAACGUGCUGGACGGCGAGACCAGCAAUGCUAAUUCAACGACGCCGUUCCCUCUCCAGACGUUUGCUUGUCCUGCUCCAUCCACCACCGCUGCUCAGCUAGACUGCUUUGGUUUUUGUCGAACGUGA